AUGUUUAAUAAGGGUCGGUCAUUUCAAGUCCAAGGUUGGGCUACCAGACUUGAUGUUGAUCAGUAUUUUUACCACAAACAAUGCCAGAAGUUGGCAAAGAAACUCUUUAUUGUAGGAAUAAGAUCAAUCGUGUUACAGUUGUCUAUGGAACUCAUCGAGGAAGAAGAAAGGGCAUUAUGUUUGUCGACAUAUGAGUCAGCAUACUAUAAGGCGGCGUCUGUUGCUGAUGACCAUAGCGGUACCUCGUCCAGAAGGCAGCCUUUGUCAGGCGCUGAACCGGCGGCACGCAAAAAUGCGGAGAGACUGAAUGCUCUGAUAGAAGCAAGAGAAGAGGUCAAUAAUGAUAUGCCAGUGGGUGCAGCUCAAAUCAGCGAGACGGUGUAG
This is a messenger RNA of Sphaeroforma arctica JP610, 384 nucleotides long. RefSeq lists its product as hypothetical. Lineage: Eukaryota; Ichthyosporea; Ichthyophonida. Bases 1 to 384 code for a protein of 127 amino acids. The record is from RefSeq and is a predicted model, not a curated record. The transcript has a single exon.